Messenger RNA from Owenia fusiformis, 1518 nucleotides. NCBI's taxonomy places the organism in Eukaryota, Metazoa, Annelida, Polychaeta, Sabellida, Oweniidae. The record is from the annotation of a GenBank genome assembly.
CAGUUUUUGAGGGUGGGGUUAAUAAGAUUCAUAUUCUUGGUGGUUAGUUGAAGAAGUGCAAAGGAAGGCCAUUCAGUGAUUGGAUACUGCAUUCAAAAUAACAAAAACUCAAAUACUAGAUAUUUACAAUUGACGUCUCGGGUCGGAUGACGUGAUUUGAUUAAACAAAACUUUGGAUAUAAUAUCUAUUGAUUCAAAAGAAACAUAAUUUUGUGUUUUAAACAAACACAGAACCCAGGCGAUGGUCUUAUUCUACGCACAGCCAGACGGUAGUACGGUGUAGAUUGUCAAAAAUUUAUUUACUUAUUCAAAAAGACUUGUAUAUACAAAGGCGUUUGAGGACACUCCCGUUAUAGAAAAAACAGCCUCUGAAAAGAGUUUUAAACCUGCUAGGAGCUAUAUUAUCAAUAGGAUAAAAAAGGACUAUUAAUAGAAGCUUGAGUUUAUAAGAAUUUUUAACAUAUUUGCUCGGAACAUUAAAACUUGGAGGUUAUAAAAAGGAAUAUGUAAAUAUGGUAAAAGAAACAACAAGUAAAUAACAUAAAUUAAAAACAGAACUAUCAUGUCGACAUUUGACUCAAAGUUUUCAUAUAAGGAUUAUAUAGAGCGACGGGAUGUCCAUGGCAACGAAUAUGAGGGUAUAUCAAUCCGCCAUCUCCAGGACAACGUAGGACACCACAAGGCUCAGGUUGACAUCUUCAACCCUUAUGCAACAUCAACCACUCAGAAUUCAACCAAAGCUACCUCUCGUAGCGAAUUCACAACCCUAGAACAUAAUGAUAUAUACGUACCAGCAUCUGUAAAUUCAGCUGAUACUGGUGUUUAUAGUAUAUCAACACAAACUGAACAAAAACCAAUAUUUAAAAGAGAUAUUGUCACUCCAAUACCAAUUGUUUAUCGGAAAGAUGAGCGUGAGAAGAAAGGAACAGGAUUGUGGUGGAAGCUAUGCCUACUCUUAGUGGCCUUGUUGAUCGUUGUAGCUGCCAUCAUUGUUAUUGUCAUCGCUGUUGAAAGACCAUGUAAGGACUCCCCAUGUAAAAAUGGUGGGAAUUGUGUCAACUACUUUACGACGUAUACGUGUGAAUGCAAGUUCCCAUAUACAGGGGCGACAUGUACAGAUUUCGUGGACGGAGUAUCAACAUAUUCUCCGACUACAACUUCAACUACAACUACAACUGAGAGGCAAAACACCACUACAGCUCCUUGUACGUUUGAAGUAUUCCAACUUUCGGGCUUCCCAAACGGCAAGAACACUGGACUGAUGACGGAAGAGGAAUGUAAACUUAGUUGUUUAAACAACAGAGAAUGUGCGGCAAUCGACUACUACAAUGGGAGGUGCUGGGUCCAUGCCGAAAAUCUAGGACGGUCUUUUGCUAACUUUACAACUCGGUUUGAGAAAGUGAAUUGUGUCUAGCAAGAUGACUGACAGUGAUUUUAUUGUAAAUAAUGUGAGCUUCAAAGGAUAUAAAAGUCGUAUAGUUUUCACUGGCGGAUCUGGGGGGGGGGGGCUGGGGGCCU